Molecule: messenger RNA, 1675 nt
Organism: Contarinia nasturtii (swede midge)
Lineage: Eukaryota; Metazoa; Arthropoda; Insecta; Diptera; Cecidomyiidae
Product: probable cytochrome P450 9f2
Exons: 4
Coding region: 2-1564 (520 amino acids)
Molecular function (GO): iron ion binding; oxidoreductase activity, acting on paired donors, with incorporation or reduction of molecular oxygen; heme binding
Source: RefSeq, a predicted model, not a curated record
AAUGGAGCUGUUUGAAAAAUUCGCGUGCUUGAAUUCGACGAUGGAUUUAGUUGGUCUGCCCAUUUAUAUUUUCGUUGGAAUGGUUGUUACAGUUUUUAUAAUUUACAAAUGGGCAACUCAAAACGAUGGAUACUUUGUGAAACGUGGAGUUACAGCAUUAAAGCCAGCUUUAUUUUUUGGCAAUUCGCGUGAGUUUUUCACAAAGAAAAUUGAUUUAAUUGAAUUUGUUAAGAACCUGUAUAAUGACUUCCCGGACGAAAAGCUAUCGGGUUUCUUCAAUUUCAUGCGUCCCAUUUAUGUACUUCGUGAUCCUGAGCUGUAUAAACAAAUUGCGAUCAAAAAUUUCGACUCUUUCGUUGACCAUCGCUUUAUUAUUGAGCCACAAAUGGAUUCAUUGAUGGGCAACACAUUGUUUUUGAUGCGUGGCGAAAAGUGGCGCAAAAUGAGAGCCACGUUAACACCAGCCUUUACCGGUUCCAAAAUGCGUCACAUGUUCGAUUUGGUUAGAGAUUGUGCAGCUGAGGCGAGAAACUAUUUGCUUGAAACACGUUUUACCACUGUUGAUGAUGAAGCUUCUAUUGAAAUAACCGAUUUUUAUUCGCGUGUUACAAAUGACACCAUUGCAUCAUGUGCAUUUGGAUUGAAAAUAAAUUCGUUGAUUGAUCGACACAAUGAAUUUUUCGAAACCGGUUGCAAAUUGCAGCAUUUAAAUUCGCUAAAAUCAUUUAUGAAAAUUUGGUGUUUGCGUGCAUUUCCAUGGCUAUUCGAAAAGUUACAUAUUGAAUUUGUUGAUCGCAAUAUACGAAAAGUGUUUUCGAAUUUGGUGUUGCAAAAUAUUGAAGCACGGCGUGAGAACAAUAUCAUUCGACCCGAUUUAAUUGAUUUGUUGGUGAAUGCAAAACGCGGAUCUAUUUGGUCAGAUGACGAAAUUAUUUCGCAGGCGUUUGUCUUUUUCUUGGCUGGGUUUGAUACAACAAUGUGGGUUUUGACCGCCGUUACUUAUGAAUUGGCACUCAAUCCAAAUAUUCAAGAUCGACUUAUCAGUGACAUUGAAGAGGUUGAAAAGACAUUGGGCGAUGCAUCGAUCACCUAUGAUGUUUUAAAGAAAAUGAAAUAUUUGGAUAUGAUUGUCAACGAAUGUCUUCGUCUUCACUCGCCAGCCGUACUUAUUGAUCGUCUUUGUUCGAAACGCUUUCAUUUGACCGACGGCGAAAAGGUUGAUGUACACAUUGAGAAAGGCGAUCACAUUUGGAUCCCGAUAUACUGCUUUCAUCACAAUGAAAAGUACUUUUCACAACCAGAGGUCUUUGAUCCGAACCGUUUUAGCGAUGAAAAUCGAAAAAAUAUUGAACAAGGCCAUUACGUGCCCUUCGGAAUGGGACCGAGGAGUUGUAUUGGCGGUAGAUUUGCGCUGAUGGAAGUCAAAUUGAUUAUUUAUUACAUGCUGAGUCAUUUUACGUUUAGAAGUACGGAACAAACUGAAAUACCAAUGAAAAUAAAAUCGUCUCCAUUUGGAUUGAGCCCGAAAAAUGGUGUGGUGCUAUCGAUCAAACGAAGGAAAUAAGAAAAAAAGACAGAACAUGUGCGAAAACUUCUUCGUUGAAAUAAAGAAAAAGUGUCUUCAUUGUUUUUACUCAUAUUUAUAUUAUUUAAUCGUUGAGAAUUUUAUCUUUUU